Messenger RNA from Helianthus annuus (common sunflower), 1044 nucleotides. Its product is annotated as ATP-dependent DNA helicase PIF3-like. Lineage: Eukaryota; Viridiplantae; Streptophyta; Magnoliopsida; Asterales; Asteraceae. The record is from RefSeq and is a predicted model, not a curated record. Gene Ontology annotation, biological process: DNA repair; telomere maintenance. Gene Ontology annotation, molecular function: DNA helicase activity. The transcript has 3 exons. Bases 1 to 1044 code for a protein of 347 amino acids.
AUGAAUUUUAAUAAAGUCGAUGAAUUUGCCAGGACAUUGAGGUAUGUUCAGUUUCCGGGAUAUUAUGUAUGGAAUGAUAAAAAUCGCAAAUGGAAUCGAAGAAAGCAUCCGUAUGGAUCAAUUGGGAGGAUACAUUAUGUCCCACCAUCACUUGGUGAUUGUUAUUACGUAAGGAUUUUACUGAAUCAUAUUAACGGACCAACCUGUUUUGAAGAUAUAAAAACAGUUGAUGGGCAGGUUUUUCAAACAUUUAAAGAUGCAUGUUUUGCACGGGGGCUGUUGGAUGAUGAUAAAGAAUAUGUUAAUGCUAUCAAAGAAGCUAGCACAUGGUCAACCGGAGAUUUCUUGAGGACCUUUUUUGUAAUGUUGUUGCUGUCAAAUUCGAUAUCUCGUCCUGGUGUUUUUUGGACGGAAACGAAGUCCCUGUUAUGUGAAGACAUUCUGUAUCAGCAACGAAAGAUAACUAGUAUUGCAGAUUUGGAUCUUCAACAAGAAGAACUUGAAAAUAUCUGUAUAUCUGAAAUUGAAAAGUUGCUACUUACCAAUGGAAGUACAACUAGCUCUUCAAAGGAACAUGAUGCUUAUGUAAAGUGUUUAACUGCCGAACAGGAAAGGAUAUAUAAAAUUGUUAUGGAAGCGAUUGAAAAAGGUGAUGGAGGUGUGUUUUUUGUAUAUGGUUAUGGUGGAACUGGAAAGACGUUUCUUUGGAAGACAUUCUCAGCUGCAUUACAAUCAAAAGGUGAAGUUGUAUUGAAUGUUGCAUCCAGUGGAAUUGCUUCACUUUUGCUGGAUGGUGGUAGAACUGCUCAUUCAAGGUUUGUAAUUCCAAUCAACAUUAAUGAGAAUUCAAUAUGUUCGAUAGAGCCUAAUACUGAGUUAGGUGAUUUAACUAAAAGAGCAACAUUGAUUAUUUGGGAUGAAGCACACAUGACUCACAAGCAUUGUUUCGAGACUCUUGAUAGAACAAUGAGAGACAUAUCACGUUCCAGUCAAUCAAACAUGCAAUCCAAGCCGUUUGGGGGGAAAGGUCAUUCUAUUUGGUAG